Molecule: messenger RNA, 709 nt
Organism: Phycomyces blakesleeanus NRRL 1555(-)
Lineage: Eukaryota; Fungi; Mucoromycota; Mucoromycetes; Mucorales; Phycomycetaceae
Exons: 3
Coding region: 1-639 (212 amino acids)
Biological process (GO): sterol biosynthetic process
Cellular component (GO): endoplasmic reticulum; membrane
Molecular function (GO): C-8 sterol isomerase activity; cholestenol delta-isomerase activity; steroid Delta-isomerase activity
Source: RefSeq, a predicted model, not a curated record
AUGAUUGCACAUCCAUACUACCCACAAAAUAUAUUCCUCCCGGGAUAUAUACCGAAUACAUUAAGCACACCACAACUGCUUAUGUUCGCAACUAUUGUGAUGAGUGUCUUUUUUACAUGUGCCUACACAAUGGUUCGCAACAAGGUUGGUGGUGUUGAUGCACUGCGAUUCAUUUGGUUCCUUUUGUCUGGAUUCCUUCAUUGUGGAUUCGAACUUUAUUUUAUACUUCAUCAUGACACCCUAGCCAACCGAACCGAUAUAAUAGCUCAGUUGUGGAAGGAAUACGCUCACAGUGACUCGCGAUACUUGUCAUCUGACCCCCUCGUACUCAGCUUAGAGACUAUCACAGUGUGUAUUUUGGGUCCUCUUUGUCUAGUAGCGGCAUUGUCCAUUCGGUCUCAUCAUCCAAGCCAAUAUGUUUGGCAGUUGAUUAUCUCUGUCGCUCAUAUGUUUAGCUGUUCCCUGUAUUUUGUUAUGGAUUUACCAACAGGAUUCCACAACUGUGAUCCUCAUCCAGUGUAUUUCUGGGUAUAUUUUGUUACAUUCAAUGCAUUUUGGCUUGUGAUGCCUUUUUUGCUUGUCAUCCAAAGCUAUCACAAGAUUACUUAUAAUGCUCAGAACAAACCCAAAGCCUCCUGACGUUGUAAACUUAUUUGAGAUUAAAUAAAUAAUAAUAAAGCGCCUUGGCGAGUAUGUCGUGGCUUAGGCU